GCCGCUCAGAGCUCUUGACCGCUGGCCGCAGAUGAAAUGCAGUUUGGCGGAGCGACGCUAAAAACAACGAAUGUGUGCGAAAAACACCGGGAUAAAACCCCGAAACCUGCCGAUUCCUCCCGUGAUCCGGUAGAUAAGCGAUUAUAACCACCUGCGGCUCGAUAAUCGCGCUCGCCGCUGACGGUGUAUCCGUUUCGUCGCGACACUUUACGAUCAAAUAACAAGACAAACCAACGUAUCAUUAUUUCGUUUUCACCUGUGUUACGUUUAAACGCACGAUAAUAAAACAGACGUGAAUGUAAAGGCUUUAUUUAUUAUUUUACCAAGUAGUUAAACUAUGGAGAAAAAGCUAUAUAAAUCAGACAGACGUCCUCACCAUCAGCAGUCCUCCUCCAGCAGCAGCAGCGGGGAGUCCGGGGGCAGCAGCCCGGCCCACGGGGCGCCCACAGCGGCCAACGCCUUCGCCAACGACGGCAGCUUCAUGGAGCUGUUCAAGAAGAAGAUGGAGGAAGAGGAGGAGAGGAGGAAGAGACAGACCGAGGAGGAGGAGGACAAGACGAAGAAGAGCUCUGCUGCUGCAGGUCAAGCGCCUCAGGAAAAGAAGCCGCUUGGAGGAAGCAGCUUUGUGGGCAAGCGGAGAGGAGGCGCGAGACUGGCGCUCAAGACCGGGAUGGUGGCUAAAAAACAGAAGCUCGACUCCGAGGUGGAGGCUGGGAAAGGAGACGCCUGGACUAAAUACAUGGCAGAAGUGAAAAAGUAUAAAGCGCAUCAGUGUGGAGACGAUGAUAAAACCAGACCGCUGGUCAAAUAGACUGAACUGCUUCACACUGUCUGUUCCUCUCCUUCAGCUCUUCAUUUCCAGGUCGAGUUCUUUUUCCUGUGCACAGUGUUUGAUGGGUUCUGGUUCUUUUUGAGACAUUAUAAUUUAGUCCGUGGCAUCAGAGCGAUCUCGUUCCCCUUGCUGAUAUUUUGUCAACAUGUUUGGUUCUUGAAUGUCACCUGAUGAAGAUUGACGAUGAUGAAUUAAACUCACCGUACCACA
Carassius gibelio (silver crucian carp) is the source of this 1042-nucleotide messenger RNA. RefSeq names its product telomerase RNA component interacting RNase-like. Gene Ontology annotation, molecular function: 5'-3' exonuclease activity; 3'-5' exonuclease activity. Bases 338 to 811 code for a protein of 157 amino acids. The record is from RefSeq and is a predicted model, not a curated record. The transcript has 3 exons. NCBI's taxonomy places the organism in Eukaryota, Metazoa, Chordata, Actinopteri, Cypriniformes, Cyprinidae.